Leptosia nina is the source of this 3285-nucleotide messenger RNA. The record is from the annotation of a GenBank genome assembly. Lineage: Eukaryota; Metazoa; Arthropoda; Insecta; Lepidoptera; Pieridae.
AUGCUUUUAAUUUUACAUAAUUUACCAAAAACUAUUACUAGCACAUACAUUAAAGAGUUUUUACGAAGACAAUGUGGUAUGGAUCAAUUUAUCCUAGAUAAAUUGGAGGAUGAGAAUUCUCUUUCAAAGAGAGUUACUAUUGGCGUAGCUGAAGAGACUGAUGCUGCCAUUUUAGUUAGGAAAGUCAAUGGAUUCAACCUAUUUGGACAUCAACUUUAUAUUGAAGUCAUUGGUCAAAAUAAAUUAAUAUCAGAACAAGCAAAGCCUACAUUAAGUGGUACGCAGUCCUUACAAGAAAGUAACUACUCUGUGCAAACUUAUUCUUUCCAACAGAGUCCUAAUCCACCUGGAUCUUGGACAUUCAACCCUUAUGAAACUCUUGUCAGUAAUAAUAUGCCAAACAAUAGUUUCGUGCAGGCACCAGCGAUGCCAUCAAAACAAGCUCAGUCUCAAUGGACUACUAAUUUGGGGACCUAUCAAAGUAAUAUCCCCUUUUACCAGCAACAGACGUGUGAUAGUACUGAACCGCAAGAAAACUUCCAGGUUCCUGCAGAACCUAUGAGUUCUAUAAAGACAGCUUUGAGCUUUAAUACUCUAAGCGACAAUUGGGAAUCUCUGAGGAUGACGGUUUCGUAUCCGGACAGGAAGAAUCAAAAUAUUAGUCAUGUUACUUAUCGUCAGUUUGAGUUAUCAAAUCAGCAACAGAGUACGAGGGAUACUCAAGAAGGUAACGAUCGUUAUCGCGAUAGUGAUAAGAGCCUGGAUCGUGAUACCAACCGCCUAAGCGAAUGGCGUACCCAUACCAAACAAUCCCCACAACACGAUCGUGGUGAGCAUAAGGAACGCGCUACCCACGGUCGUAGGUUAUCUCGUGAUCGAGGCUCUUCUCGAGAUAAUCGCCAUAGCGAUUUAUCGCGCAGUAACUACGAUAACGCAAAACGUGACACUUCUGUCCGAAAACGUAGGAAAGAUUCCUACAGGGAAGUAAGAGGGCGGGCGGUGGAUGAUGAUGAUAAACAUCAAAAGUCCCACUCACAAUUUAAAGGACGUACUACAGAUAAUUACCGAGACAUCGCGUAUAAACGUGUUGAACCGCCAAAAUCAUCUCAAGGCAAUAAAAGUUAUUCAAAACCGUCAUUUAAAUAUUCUGAAUCACCACAAUAUUCUAAAAAUAUUGACGAUACAUAUAUCCAAAGACCUGCCAAUAAUGAAUAUAAUACAAGAGAGAGUAGCAAUUUGAAAAGGAAAUAUACACCUGACAUUAACGAAGUCAAUCAAGAGAGUGAAAUUCAACAAAAACUUAUGCUUUUGGCUGAAAAGUUUAAUGCCCCUAAGUCACAAAUAGAAUCUUUGGAGAAAAAAUCCAAACCCAAUGAAAAUGUUUCUAACAAAGAGAAACACCAACCUGUACUGGAUUCUAUGAAUAAAAAGCUUAACAGACAUACAACAUGGGUCGGUCAAGCCACAUCGGAUAUAGCAAAAAAAGUCUUAGCUCUGGGUGGCCAAAUGACGGCUGACGCAACUUCAAAACAAAUAUUAGCAGAGUUAAAAAAAAUUAUAAGUACCCGUAUUAAUAUGAUAUAUGGGAAUAAACUAUCAAACUCCUUGAUUGAAGUUUUAACAAAAUAUAAUGAACGAUUUAAACCAGAUCUGAAUUAUGAGUUUUAUAGAGCAGUGAAAGAGAAAGUAGAAAGAGCACUACUUACAACGGCAUCCACACCUCACCUUUCGAGCACAGCUUCAAAAGUUGUGACUCUUAAGGAUUUGCAUCAGCCUAAGCCGCCGGCACCUCAAAAGAAUCCAACUGUACCCCAACAGAAGGCAACAACAACGCGAACACCUGCGGUUAUGCAAGUGUCGCAAGUUGCGAGCGCUUCUGGUAAAGUUGUGUCACUUCAAAAAGAUCUGCAGCAGCCUAAUCCAGCUCCUCAAACGAACUCCAGUGUACCCCAACAAAAGGCAGCUGCUCCACAGAAACCAUCACUCUUAAAACUAACAGAAAAUGCAAUUCCAAAAACCCGACGUGUUAAUAAGGACACGGAUGAAUGGAAUCGUUAUAUGACGCCUAAGGCUUCAGGCAGACAGUGGUUGCCCAGUUACCCAGGAGGAAAUAAAAAGAAAUAUCUAGCACACUGUAAUGCUCUUAAAUCGGGAAUCAAACCAGAGUUAGGAGAUUUACUUAAAACAGCAAUUUGCAAAGAGUUGAAGGCGUUGCAAGGCGGCUUGAAUGAGGUCUGCAAAGAACUUGACCAAGAAUCGGGCGAGGCGUAUUCGGAUAAAUGGAAGACAGCUCUUGCUCAUUUUAGAAAGACCGUGGAGUCACACGUCUCAAAACGUAUAUUAAAUUAUUCGCUGGAUUUUGGCGUAAGAUUAUUAUUUCAUCCAAAAAAACCAAACCGUGAAUUAUUAGAAGCUUUCCUGGAGCAAUAUGACGUGAUUAGUUUAAGAUCAGCGAAAAAGAAAAUGGGUAUCGCCCAUUGCGGGACCUGUAAAGGAUAUGAUGAAUUAUGUAAACUUCGACACGCAAAGAUUGACGGACAAAAUGUCUUGAUUAAACCGUUAAAGUUUAUUAAAGCAAAAAAAAAGAAAAAUAAAGGACAUAAAGAAGACAAUGAUGAAUAUGUAGAAAAUUCAGACGAAUCUGCGUGCGAAUCACACGAUUCCGAAAAUGCGGAAGAGUUCAAUAAAGAAGUUACCGAAUCUCAACAAGAUAUACUCAACGAUUCGGACGUUCUUUUCGUAGAAAAUGAACCUGAGAUUGUUAAUUUAGAUGAUACAGAUGCUGACUAUAUUGAAACAGAGGGUCACAAAACGUAUAGUGAGGUUGUUAACACACAAAACACUGUCAAUAAUGAGGAACCCGAUAAGUCAGAGGACAGCCUGGGUCUACAUAGUGAGAUUAUCUUAUGUGAAGCAGUGUUAAUUGAGAAUAAAAACAAAGAAAUUAAUUUUAAGGAACCUGAAAAGUCAGAGGACAGUGUUCAUCCAAAUAGCGAAGUUCCCUUAUGUGAAACAAACAUAAAUGACAAUACAGACAAAGAAAUCUUAAUAACGGGUGCCGAAAAUGAAAUAGAAACAACAUGUGAACCAGGGAUGGCUUUGAACUAUAAACUGAUUCAAAAUGUGAAAGAUGACUCUCCCGCUUUAAUGGUCGGCAAUGAUUGUUAUGUCGUACUUGAUGAUGCAGCAGAUGAUGAAUUUGCUAAUCAUUGUGACAAUAUAGACGAAACUCUUAAAGAUGUCGCCACUGUUGAGAUCGACGAAAAGGAUUUAGAAGAUUUUUAA